AUGCGUUGUCGUCAAGUCUCACUCGCUUUGACCUACGCGGCCCUCGCCUCGGCCUGUCAACGGGACUUCUUCGUCGAGAAGCGGCACACGCACCGCAAGCCCAUCGCGAAGCGCGCCGACGACGUAUGGCCUCCGGUCCUAUCAGAGGAGGAGACGAUCUUGGUCAACGCAUUUGACAAUGUCACCGUCGACGAGUGGUCCGAUUACUACGGCCACCAGGUCAAGCUUGCGGGCCUAGGGAAAGAAGCUGCCCAGUGGACGGCGGACCGGUGGACGGAGAACGGCUUUAAUGCGCAGCUGAAGGAAUACCACGUCUAUCUGAGUUACCCUGUGCAUGCUUCGCUGCAGAUUACCUACUCCAAUGGCACGACGAACGACGUCAGGCUGGAUGAGGAUGUACUGGAGGAGGACGAUGUGACGGGGAGGGAGGAUAACCAACCGACUUUCCACGGUUACUCUGCCUCAGGACACGUGACUGCGGAAUAUGUCUACGUUGGGCGCGGCUCGCAAGCAGACUUUGAUCGCCUAGUUGAACUUGGGGUCGAGCUGGAGGGAAAGAUUGCGUUGGCUAGAUACGGCGGACUCUUCCGUGGCUUGAAGGUCAAGAACGCGCAGGAUCACGGCAUGAUCGGCGCAGUCAUCUUUACCGACCCCGGUGAUGACGGAAACCAGACCGUUGCCAACGGCUACGAGGCCUAUCCCCACGGUCCUGCCAGAAAUCCCAGUGCCGUCCAGAAAGGCUCCGUCCUCUUCCUCUCUACUCACCCGGGCGACCCAACUACUCCGGGUUACCCGUCUCACGAGGGCGUCGACCGCGCAGACAUUUCGCCUGUCACGCCCAAGAUCCCUUCAAUUCCAAUCUCCUACGCAUCUGCUGAGCCUCUGCUGCAGGCCCUUGAUGGCUUUGGUGUUUCUGCAGAGGAUGUCAACCGGACGAUCUGGGCAGGCGCGUUAAUUGCCAAUUACAGCUCCGGCCCGGCCCCGGGCGUCACUCUACACCUGGAUAACCUGGUGGAAGGCAAGAUCACGCCUAUUUGGAACGUCAUUGGCCAAAUUAACGGCACCAAUGCCGAUGAGACGAUUGUCAUUGGAAAUCACCGAGACACCUGGAUGAUUGGAGGCAACGGCGACCCCAACUCAGGAUCCGCAAUCUUAGUCGAAUUCACGAAAGCUGUCAAUGCCCUCGUGUCCAAGGGCUGGAAGCCGAAGAGGAACAUCGUGAUCGCGUCCUGGGAUGCGGAAGAGUAUGGCCUUGUCGGCAGCACCGAAUGGGUCGAGGACAACGUCGACUGGCUUACCGAGACAGCCGUGGCGUAUCUGAACAUCGACGUCGCAGUGUCAGGACCGAGACCCGCCCUCGCUACCACACCUGAGUUGCAGACCGUAGGCACUGAGAUCUUUAAGAAGAUCAUCUACCCCAACUUUGGCGGCUUCAACAUCAGCCUCUACGACGCUUGGCUGGAGUCCUCUGAAGGCAUCAUCGAGUCUCUGGGCAGCGGCAGUGACUUUACGGGCUUCUUGCACCGGGGCAUUAACUCGCUCGACGUCGGCUCCAACAACGGCGCGACCGAUCCGAUCUGGCACUACCACUCAAACUACGACACCUACCACUGGAUGGCCAACUUUGGCGACCCAGGCUUCCUCGUCCACGCCGCCAUCGGCCAGUAUCUCACUCUCCUCGCCUACCACCUCGCCGACGACGAGGUCCUCCCCAUCGACGUGCCAAACUACGCCACCGAGCUGCGCGCAUACCUCUCCGACCUGGAAGAGUACGCUGAAUCUGAGGAUGCUGAGAUCGAUCUCUCCGAGUUGUCCGACGCCAUCGAGGUCUUUGCGACGCGGGCCGAUGAGGUCAAGGCCCUGGAACAACUUGCUAUCACGACGGGCGACGCGGACCUUAUCACAGUUGUAAACCACAAGUACCGUGACUUCCAGCGGGGAUUCAUCAGCCAGGGUGGUUUGCCUGAUCGGGAGUUUUACAAGCAUGUCAUCACUGCGCCUGGCUUGGACACCGGAUAUGCUGCUGUUCUGUUCCCCGGUAUCACUGAAGGCAUCCAGUACGGCAAGGGUAACCUCACAGUCGCCGAGGAGUGGGUUUCAAAGACCGCUCGAGGUAUAUUGCGGGCUGCAGAUAUCAUCAAGACGUAA
Messenger RNA from Colletotrichum phormii, 2148 nucleotides. Its product is annotated as PA domain-containing protein. The transcript is spliced from 5 exons. Gene Ontology annotation, molecular function: carboxypeptidase activity. Lineage: Eukaryota; Fungi; Ascomycota; Sordariomycetes; Glomerellales; Glomerellaceae. Bases 1 to 2148 code for a protein of 715 amino acids. The record is from RefSeq and is a predicted model, not a curated record.